UCCCAGGCCCCGUUUUCCGCGUUUUUUUAAUUAUUUAUUUCCGUGUAAACUGCAGUCUUGAUAUAAAAAAACAUUGAUGGUCGAUAAUUUAGCCCUGCGUUAAAGAGCCCCGGGGUGAACUGCAAAGGAUUAUAAAGUCGUCUCUUCCGUUUUUUAACCCAGCGACAUGGCUCGACCACGGCCGCGUGAAUACAAGGCAGGAGAUUUGGUUUUCGCUAAGAUGAAGGGAUACCCGCACUGGCCGGCGAGGAUUGAUGAGCUUCCAGAAGGAGCUGUCAAACCGCCUGCCAACAAGUACCCCAUCUUCUUCUUUGGGACCCAUGAAACCGCAUUCUUGGGCCCGAAGGAUCUUCUGCCCUACAAGGAGUAUAAAGACAAAUUUGGCAAGUCCAACAAGAGGAAAGGCUUCAAUGAGGGUCUAUGGGAGAUCGAGAACAACCCCGGAGUCAAGUUUACAGGCUAUCAGGCCAUCCAGCAACAGAGUUCGUCAGAAACAGAAGAGGGAGGAAACGCUGCUGAUGGCAGCAGUGAGGGCGACUCUGUUGAGGAGGAAGAUGACAAGGAAAAGCUGAAGGGAGACAAGACCGGAUCCAAACGGAAAAAGACAGCCAGCUCCAAGAAAUCCUCCAAGCUGUCGAGGAUCUCAUCUGGGGAGGAUGACCUGGAGAAGGACGGGAAAGAUGACGACCAGAAGAGCGGCUUAGAGGGAGGAGACCCCGACAACGACAUCAUCCAAAAUACCACCGACAGUAAGAAGCAGCUGCUCAUAGAAGAACAUUAGGCGAAGAAAAGAAAGCAUGAAAGGGAAAUGGUUCUUUGUAGCUGUGAUGUUGGAAAGGUGAACCUCCGACGUGAUUUCUCAUCAGCACCAUCUACUGGCUGCCAUCUUCACCUCCGCUUCGCUGUUGGACUUCAAGUAUGUGUUUUUAUAAAAAAAAAAGGUGCACCCAUACUGAUAAUGGUAUCUGGGUGACAGGGUAUAACUGGGCAUUAUGUCACACAGUUUUUUUGUUUGUUUGUUUUAUUCAGUGCCUACAUUUAAAGGCAAAGAGCUGUAUCAGAAAUCAAAGCAAAGCCCUUUGUCAUCUUGAACUCUCUUAAAUAGACAGAUUCAGAUGGUUAAUCAUGUUUACCCGGUGACUCUGAAUGCUUGUGAGUUUAUAUUGUUUUCAUCAACGUGAAGUUUAGGACAUGUAAAGGGGCAUUACGUACUUGACUUGACUUGUAUCAUGUUCUAUCGGCAACAAUUAGGCGUUGUGAUACUAUGAGUUGUGUUUAUAUGGAGCCUUCUUCUCUGCUAGGCUUACAGGCCAGCUACAUUGCACGCGUGAAGUAUGCUCCUACACUGCGCUUCCACUACAAUCCAUCAAAUCCGGCUACACCGCGCAUGAGAGCAGCUUGUAUGCGGUGCGUAUGCGUCGCUGAGAUCCGCUCUACAAGCGUACAAAAUAGGAUAGUCUAUUUAUAUUUUUUACGCCCUUAUACACAGAAAUGGAUCAUAAAGUGUCUA
Perca flavescens (yellow perch) is the source of this 1510-nucleotide messenger RNA. RefSeq names its product HDGF like 3 (gene hdgfl3). Lineage: Eukaryota; Metazoa; Chordata; Actinopteri; Perciformes; Percidae. Bases 167 to 781 code for a protein of 204 amino acids. The record is from RefSeq and is a predicted model, not a curated record. The transcript is spliced from 6 exons.